CUGAGAUUUGUAUUUUGAGAUGUAUCGUCUGUGGCAGAUAUUCGCGUGCUUUUAUUUGCCGUUUUUGGCAAAUGGCGUUGAGGGUAAGGGAAGAGUUGGACCAAAGGUAACGGAGAAGGUGUUUUUUGAUAUUGCAGUGGGAGGACAGGAGGUUGGCAGGAUAGUGAUUGGUCUCUUCGGGGAAGUUGUUCCCUUAACUGUGGCCAACUUUGUUGCUCUUGCCACAGGGGAGAAAGGAUAUGGCUACAAGGGAAGUAAGUUCCAUCGUGUCAUUAAGGACUUCAUGAUCCAAGGGGGUGACUUCACUGCUGGAGAUGGUACCGGAGGUAAAAGUAUCUAUGGAGUCACAUUUGCUGAUGAGAACUUCAAACUGAAGCACCUGGGAACUGGUUGGGUCAGCAUGGCUAAUGCAGGCCCUGAUACCAAUGGUUCUCAGUUCUUCAUUACCACAGCAAGGGCACCAUGGCUGGAUGGGAAACAUGUGGUCUUUGGCAAAGUCUUGGAUGGCAUGGCUGUGGUUCACACCAUUGAGCUCCAAGACACAAAUGACAGGAAUUUACCCUAUACUGAGUGUGUGAUUGUGAACAGCGGUAAGAUUGAAGUCAAAGAGCCUUUCAUUGUGGAAGUGGAGGGUUGGUAGCACUAUGGAUUGAUCUGAAUUUACGUUAAUUGUCGUAUACAAUACCAUAAUAUUUUAUCAGGUAAAGAGUUUGUUAUCUUCCUUGAGCAACACCUUGUAUGGUAAAAUAUCUCAUUGUUUUGUAGUUAUUUUAGCUGGUUUUGUCAUAAUAGCAGUAGUAGAGCAAUUAAUAUUUGAAGCACUUGUAACAUUAGGGGGUUGAACUACCAUUGCUUUUUAUUUUACUGUUUGCUUUGGCCUCCA
Molecule: messenger RNA, 883 nt
Organism: Chanos chanos (milkfish)
Lineage: Eukaryota; Metazoa; Chordata; Actinopteri; Gonorynchiformes; Chanidae
Gene: ppic
Product: peptidylprolyl isomerase C
Exons: 5
Coding region: 20-640 (206 amino acids)
Biological process (GO): protein peptidyl-prolyl isomerization; protein folding
Cellular component (GO): cytoplasm; intracellular membrane-bounded organelle
Molecular function (GO): cyclosporin A binding; peptidyl-prolyl cis-trans isomerase activity
Source: RefSeq, a predicted model, not a curated record